Antechinus flavipes (yellow-footed antechinus) is the source of this 1558-nucleotide messenger RNA. It is a transcript of the gene FGF20, whose product is annotated as fibroblast growth factor 20. Lineage: Eukaryota; Metazoa; Chordata; Mammalia; Dasyuromorphia; Dasyuridae. Gene Ontology annotation, cellular component: cytoplasm. The transcript is spliced from 3 exons. The coding region runs from base 1 to 657 and encodes 218 amino acids. Gene Ontology annotation, molecular function: growth factor activity; fibroblast growth factor receptor binding. Gene Ontology annotation, biological process: fibroblast growth factor receptor signaling pathway; positive regulation of protein phosphorylation; regulation of cell migration. The record is from RefSeq and is a predicted model, not a curated record.
AUGGCUCCCGUGGCCGGCGCCCAUGCCGCUGUCGGGGGUUUCCUGGGUUCUUGGGAAGGCUUGGCCCAGCCGCCGCUGGGCGCGCCCUUCUUGCUGCCCCCAGCUGGGCAGGGCCCCAGACCGCGGGCGCCCCUGCUGGGCCCUCGGGGCGGUCCCGGACCUGGCCUCGGCCCAGGGGCGCCCGCGGACUUUGCUCACCUGCAGGGCGUCUUGCGACGGAGGCAGCUGUAUUGCCGGACCGGCUUCCACCUGCAGAUACUACCCGACGGCCGUGUGCGGGGUACCCGGCGGGACCACAGUCUCUUCGGUAUCCUGGAGUUCAUCAGUGUGGCUGUAGGACUGGUCAGCAUCAGAGGUGUGGACACAGGUCUCUACCUGGGAAUGAAUGACAAAGGAGAACUCUAUGGAUCUGAGAAACUGACUUCUGAGUGUGUCUUCAGGGAGCAGUUUGAAGAGAAUUGGUACAACACAUAUUCGUCCAACAUACACAAACACGGGGACUCAGGCCGCAGAUUCUUUGUGGCCCUCAACAAAGAUGGCACUCCACGGGAUGGAUCCCGGUCAAGGCGCCAUCAGAAGUUUACCCACUUUCUGCCCAGGCCGGUGGACCCAGAGCGAGUGCCCGAGCUCUAUAGGGAUGUGCUGCUAUAUAGCUGAAUAAGGGCUUUGUGACCUUAUGGGUUGUCUUCUUCAACAUUGCUGUUUCAGUGGCCUAUAAGCCUCCUCCAUCACCCCAGCUUAAAGAGUGUGGAUUGGGAAGGAUGGGCAAGUGAAGAUCUUUUGUUCUUUUGUUUUUAUUUUUUCUUUGCCCAAAUCUGGUUUUAGGAAGAUGAAGCCCACUCUGUAGCUAUGGAUUUAAGCUCCAUUUUGAACUGUUAAAUGAUAGUUAAUUGAUUCUUGACUAAGGUUGAAACCUGACUGACUCUGCUUGCCUGUGGGCGCCUAAUCUCCCUGGAUCAUGUUUACCUUGAGAGUGGGAUGAGAAGUAAUGACUUUAGAUAUUACAGAAGAGAGUAUUGGAAAAAUAGGUGAAAACGAUUUGCCACAAAUCUUAUUUUUUGACCUCCAAGUAUGACAUAGGACUUGGACCCAUGAGAGUUGUGGAUGGAACUGGAUCUCCAAUCAGACCACCAACCUGGAAAAUGGUUUUGCUAUUCAGUUUUGGAUGGACUAUUUAUACAUUUUCAAAUUUCGUAUAUUUAUUUUAUAUAUUUAUUUAUUAAAGAAUUUAUUUUUUACUGGGAUAUGAAGACAAUGCAAAAAAAAAUGCAGAAACCAGAUGUCCAUUGACUGGAAUGCUAUGUUGUAGAGUUAUGGACUCCAGGAUUGUGGAGUCUUGGGUUGUAAUGCUGAUGCCUUGUACAACCCAUCCAGAAGAGCAUCAUGUCUUGAAUUUCAUUUUUGAAAAAUAAAAAUAUAGAUUAGGUUAUAUUUUUAUGCACAUGCAGUUGCCUUAUUGCUGUAUUGUUUUGAAAAUUUUGGCUCUAGGGCGCCUAGAAUGCCUUAACAACUUGUAUUAAACUCGAUGCACAUUUGAAAGGGAAUUAAAAUGUUUUUC